This is a messenger RNA of Achroia grisella, 2003 nucleotides long. It is a transcript of the gene Drep4, whose product is annotated as DNA fragmentation factor subunit beta. Gene Ontology annotation, molecular function: DNA endonuclease activity. The record is from RefSeq and is a predicted model, not a curated record. The coding region runs from base 420 to 1493 and encodes 357 amino acids. Gene Ontology annotation, biological process: apoptotic DNA fragmentation; apoptotic process. Gene Ontology annotation, cellular component: cytoplasm; nucleus. NCBI's taxonomy places the organism in Eukaryota, Metazoa, Arthropoda, Insecta, Lepidoptera, Pyralidae. The transcript has 4 exons.
CAAAAACAUAAACAAUAAUAAUAUUUUUAGAGUAUAUGUAGCAAUUUUUUAACAAUCGAAAUCUUGAUUUAUGUAAAAAAAAAUCUUCAAUGAAAGUAUCGAAAAACCAGGAAAUUUAAUCACAUAUUGUAUACAGUUAUUUUUGUGAGUGGCAUACUGUGCGUACCACCCUACGAUCUCCUGUUACUAUAUUAAAGGGGGUGGGUAAUGUAGGAAUAGCGUUGUCUACCUUAUCCAGGGUGGUUGGGGACUUGGGGUGGAUGUUUUAUAUCGGGUAUUGGUUUUAUAUAUCUGUGCAGACUGACGUCUCGUCUCGUAAGGACUAGAGUAACGUAGAAAUAUUAGUGGAAGAGAGUCGCACUCCGACGCGUGUUUUUCUUUGUUUUCCUAUAAUUUCUUAGCAUAUUUAAUUCGCAAUCAUGAAAAAGGGAUAUAAAGUCACAGAUGUGAAAAGAGAGAAAAAAAUUGGUAUCGCCGCCGAAAAUUUAGAAGAAUUGAUAGAAAAAUCUCGGAAAAAGUUGGGUUUCAAUGCCAACUGCGCGGAGUGCCGACUUUUUGUGGCGGAAGAUGGUACGCGUGUGGAUGACGACGAAUAUCUCGACUCAUUGCCGCCGCAAACACUAUUCAUAUUAUUAAAGGAUACUGAAAAAAUGGUAACUGAUUUUGACUACUUCUAUGAUAUGAUUCGAUCAGUGAAGAAGGAUUAUAUUGAUACUGGAAUGGCAGCUAAGCAAUUCCUCAGUACUAACAUCAAGGAGAAGUUCAAGGCUUUCCAGAAGUACAUUGCGGCAUCAGAUGAUUCUCGUACCCUGCUUAGUGAUCGAGCAGAUGAUCCAUCCUGGUUUGAAGGGUUAGAGCUCAGUGAAAAGACAAAAGAGCAGUCCAUGUCCAAACGCGUUAAAGAACGAAUGAGAGGCUAUUUCUACAAAACAAAAAGUGCACUACAGUCAUCCGAACACUACGUUCAUACCAACGGGCGCGGUAAGAAACUUAUCGACCAGUUCUUAGUUGACCUUAAGAAAUUACUUGAAGCUUCUAAAUACAAUGAAGCAUAUUUCAACCGUAACGCUGAUAAAAAGGGUUCUCUCUGUGACAAAAGCGGGCUUUUUGUGUGUGGAGGACUUUGGAGCAAGAAUGAUUGCGACUAUGAGGGUGAACACGUGAUAAACCCUUACAGGAGUCGUGAGGAGCGAAUCAUAUUCCAAACUUGGAACUUGGAUCAUAAGAUAGAAUUGUCAAGAUCAGUCAUACCGAAAAUAUUAGAGGCAAUAGAGCGAUUCUAUAACUGUGAAAAUAAAUGCAUAAAAUGUGAAAAUAUGAUUAAAAUUGGAUAUAUAGAUGCAGACAGAUAUUAUUUGCAAAUAUUUACAAAGCAGAAUCUUAAGUUGGUCCAUAUUGUUUGCCACUAUAAGGGUAGGCACGAUGCUGAAUCUGAUGUAUACACUGUAUGCAAAAAGUGCUUUGAUGGUCAGAGUAUUCAAUAUAGUAAUUAGAAUGCUAUGUUCAUAAUGUUAUAUUCCUAACAUAUUUUGCUGCAACAUUCUAUAAGUAGAGAAAUGAAUACCUGUGAUAGGCAAUAUAAUUACAUAUUUUCAUAUAAUAAGUUUUGAUAUAAAUAAUAAUGAUAAUAUAUUUUUUUAUUAAAUAAAAUGCAUGUAAGGAUUAAUUUUUGGGUAAUAUAACAAAGAAUUUCGGAUUUGACUACAUAAACUUUAAUCUACCAGAGACAUAUUUAUUUAGAACAGUGUAUGUACAUCUAUUGAUAGUUCUAUUGUUAUACACAAAUAGAACUAUCAGAUUUAAAUAACUUAAUUAAAAAUAAAAAUGUAGCAAAUAUCGUAAAAUUGUAGCCUUUUACAUUAGAAAUUAUUUACACUUUUAAAAUAUUGUUGAUGUUGUAACUCAUUAUUAUUAGAUGAGAAUAACUUUUCUAUUCCUUGAAUUGAUCUCCUUCUGCCCUUUAAAUUUUAGAUGUAAGAGUAAAUGUUUAUAUUAAGUUAUUG